GGGAGGGGGCGGGGAGAGGAAUGAAGGUGUCUCGCUGGCUGGUUUCCUGCAGCUCCCCUCAACGCAGCGAGGCUCUGUCCCAGGCGUUCGCCUCCUGCCCAGGGGACUAACUUCAUCUCCAGCUAACCCGCCGGGUCCUUAUUGCCUUACGAGCCCCUCGCCCGAGUCGGGCCCGCCACUGGGGGCCCUGGGGGGGAGGGGCGGGCGUGCUGUGUUUCACCCCGGGGUCUGGUCUUGGGCGGGAGGCGAGGCCGGGCUCCCUGCUGAGGGACGACGGUAGGGUGGGCUUGGCUGAGGUGAGCGAUGUGAGAACCGGGACGGCCCCGUACGCUAACCUGAGGUGGCUCCAGCCAUUCUGCUGCUCGUCCCCUUGCACUUCUCCAUUUCCUCUUUGGGCUUGAAUGGGGCUUUCUGCUGCGGGCACUAAGUGUGACCUUCGAACCCUGGUCAGAAUAAUGGUGAGGGGCAGGGUGACGUUAUUUCAUUUCACAGCUUCUGGGCAUUCCACAGGUUUCCUUCCGCCUCCUCAGAGUCUUUCUUAACUCAGAGAGUGGUUUCCCAGCUCCAAAAAUUGAGCUUGGAGCGGGGGGGCCACGUUCAGGGAGGCGAAGGGCAUUGUGGGGGCGUUAUGUAAAAGUAGGACCCCAACCGACAGACCCUGUGUCCUCGCGCUACUUAGUCACGUGGCAUUUUAGCGGAUGCUCUGGAAAAGGUCCCGGGGUGGGGAAUCUGAACCUGGCGCUUCGCACAGGCCUGCGUCCUCAAGUAAUGUUUUGUGUUGUGUUGUUUUGUUUUUUUUUUUCCAGUCACGCUUGCUUGUUAGGGGUCAUGUGGCUGUUUGAUCGUCAGCUCCUUUGCUUAAAGUAGCGCCAUUUUGCCAUAUGGAGACUUCAAAGCUACCAACACUGGAGCUUCUCCCCUAAAACAGCUUUUUGCUUUCGUAGAAGGGUCAAAGUCUGUUCUUAUUCAGGAAGACGAUACCCCGGCCAUAGGAUCAAGGAAGAGUUAAAGGGCCAAGGCUGAUUGUUUUCUUAAUGGUCUCUGGAGGUGGCUUUGAUCAAUGCAGAGCCACCAAGGAAUUGGCUGGCUUGUCUCAACCUCCCUUUGUCUAGUCUCAUCAUCUCAGUUUGCCCAAAAGAUAUGUCCAGGCCCUCCCUCAUCACCUUCACCCCGGCUACCAGUUCCAGUGACCUCUGGAAAGAUGGACAACAGCAGCCACAGCCUGAAGAGCUGGAGCCCGCCUUGGAUGGGGCUGCAGCCCGGGCUUUCUAUGAGGCCCUGAUUGGGGAUGAAAGCAGCGCCCCUGAAUCCCAGAGAUCUCGGCCCGAACCUUCCAGUGAGAGAAAGAGGAAGAAGAGAAGAAUAAUGAGGGAAGCUGCUGCAGGAGCCUCAGGAGGACAUGGACCAAGGAGAUCCCUUGAGGCAGAGGACAAGAUGACCCAGUGGAUACUGAGGGCAGCCCAAGAGGGUGACCUGGCAGAACUAAGAAGGCUGUUGGAUCCCUGUGAGGCAGGAGGAGCUGGGGGCAAUAUCAAUGCUCGGGAUGCCUUUUGGUGGACUCCCCUGAUGUGUGCUGCUCGCGCAGGCCAGGGGGCUGCUGUGCGCUAUCUCCUGGGCCGUGGAGCUGCCUGGGUAGGAGUCUGUGAGCUGGGUGGCAAGGAUGCUGCUCAGCUGGCCGAAGAAGCGGGGUUCCCUGAGGUGGCCCGCAUGGUCAGAGAGAGCCACGGAGAGACAAGGAGCCCAGAGAACCGGUCCCAGUCACCGUCCCCCCAAUACUGUGAGACCUGUGACGCGCACUUCCAAGACUCUAACCAUUGUACAUCCACUGCUCACCUGCUGUCACUGUCCCGUGAUCUCAGGUCCCCCAACCUGCCCCUUGGGGUGCCCACCUCCAGCCCAGGCUUCAAGCUGCUGCUGAGGGGAGGCUGGGAGCCUGGAAUGGGGCUGGGACCCCGGGGUGAGGGCCGCACAAACCCCAUCCCCACUGUCCUCAAGAGGGACCAAGAAGGAUUAGGCUACAGAUCAGUGCCCCAACCCCGAGUCACACACUUCCUGGCUCGGGAUACUCGGGCUGUGGCUGGGAGAGAGAGAACCCCUCGGGUGACCACACUGAGCCGGAGGGAGGAAAGAAAGCAGGAGGAGAAGGACAGGGCAUGGGAGCGGGAUCUGAGGACGUACAUGAACCUUGAGUUCUGACCCUGGUAAGGUCUAUUCGUUGUGUAUUGCUAAGUCUGAACUCUCAUGUAGGCACUUUGGCUUUUACUUCCUGGGGUCUGCCCAGUUCCUAGAUCCUCAGGUUUUGGUCAGUGGGCUCUGCCUUUGGGAGAGGGGGGCUGAGCAUUGAAAAAUAAAUCAAACUUCUGCCUC
Molecule: messenger RNA, 2367 nt
Organism: Hyaena hyaena (striped hyena)
Lineage: Eukaryota; Metazoa; Chordata; Mammalia; Carnivora; Hyaenidae
Gene: GPANK1
Product: G-patch domain and ankyrin repeats 1
Exons: 3
Coding region: 1141-2196 (351 amino acids)
Molecular function (GO): protein binding; nucleic acid binding
Source: RefSeq, a predicted model, not a curated record